AUGGCAACUAUGAGCACCCAAAUUAUCAACUUCCCUGAGAAGAAAUGCUCAUUAUGUCGGUGUUCGCUUCCCAAGGAAGGGUUCUUUCGCAAGGGCAAAGAAUGGAAGACCUGCAACUAUUGCUCAUUAAAGGGCUCCUGCAAUCGUAGGGCACAAUCAUUAUUUUUUUAUGACAAUCUAGGACGGCUUACGGAAGGACUACAAAUCGGACAGCCCCUGGGUCAAGUACCAGCACAACUCCAGUACCAGCAGCUGCUGACCGAGCAGGUUCCGUUCGAGCAACAACAGUUUGAACAACAACGAUUUCAAACCCAAGCCGAGCAACCGGGUCAGCGGAUGACGAUGGAUUGUCUUCUGAAUGACCCAGAACUUUAUGCAGCUAUACCAUCACAGCUAUAUGAGCCACAGCGAGGGACGAUGCAUCCAACCCAACAACUUUACCAAGCAGACUCGACGCAAGCCCAAAUUGACCAGCACCUGGCCUGUCCGAUACCGGAGCCAGAACUAUUCGUACCACCAUCCCCAGAUUUUCCUGUGAAUUCAGACAUGGGUAUACCUCCUCCAUGCCAUUUGGUGGAUCUCAACUUGUACAGCAACUUCAAGACUAAUGGAGCAGAGCAGGACGACUACAACUUCGACUUUGCCCUGGGUCCGGGUGAUCCGGAGUUUGACUUUGAGGAGUGCCUUACGAAUGCUCUUUGUGCGGAUUUGCAAACCAUGAAUGGCGUUGAGCCAUCGUUUUUCGAUGAGCCCAGCCUGGAAAAUAGCAUUGAGCGAGCAAAUUCGAUGUCUCCGACGAAGGAGUGUGAUGCCAAGUAUCAACCUCCGUCUCGCAAUUUUGAUUUGGUAGACUUGAAAUCUGCUGCUACCCAAGGGAACCUCUUUCCGACUACUGCUGACGGGCCCAAGGCUCAAGCGCAGGAUGCUGAGGAGUGCAUGCCUAAGCCAGCGCCAGCACGCUUCUCUCUCGACGAAGUUUUCGCAAACUUGGACGCGUCGCAAGACAUUCUUCACCAGCCCGCCAUCCCGAAUCGAAACCUGGCCGGCGCAGCACUCACAGCGUAUCUCGUUUCCGAACUUGGAUUGGCCGUUCGCCUCUCCCAACUACACUGCCGCUGGCGGAAAAUGAAGCAACACAACUUCUUCAAGGAACUGAACCUGUUGGCGAACCUGGAGAGCCUGGAGACCAUUACGCCUUGGGGCCCCUUUUCAGACGUGUUGAACAUAUACGAGCUUGGUCUAGAGAAAGUUAUCGAUCGCCAUGGUUACAACGAGAACCUAGAUUGGAGAAUGGAAAACGCUGCCAAAGCCAGCAUGCGAAUUCUGGCUCGUACGGUAAAGGCUUAUGUAAUUCAGAUGGUUCGCGAGGCCAUCGAUCAGAACAUUCAAGCUUUGCUCAAGCUGUUCCUGGUUGGAACUGAUCACUCCGAGCACAAGAUCAAGACUGAGCUCGAUCGGCAGCUGCGUUCUUUGAAAGCAGCAGUCGUUGAGAAUUGCGAGGAUACUGGGGUCUUACGUCUGAAGAAGGAUUGUCGAGGUACCUAUAUCGAGGGCUAG
Messenger RNA from Ascochyta rabiei, 1557 nucleotides. RefSeq lists its product as uncharacterized. The transcript has a single exon. The record is from RefSeq and is a predicted model, not a curated record. NCBI's taxonomy places the organism in Eukaryota, Fungi, Ascomycota, Dothideomycetes, Pleosporales, Didymellaceae. Bases 1 to 1557 code for a protein of 518 amino acids.